AUGACUGAUGCAAACCCAAAUACGAAGGAACCGGAGGAGCCGCCGUGCGCUAAAGUCGCGGACGUCAUCCUGAACCCGAGCGGUCUGGACAAACGUCGCGACACGUUCCAGAGGAAGCAGGACUUGCGGAAGGUCAGCUCGACGCCGAAUCUGGGAAGGCGAUUGACCAGUCGCAGGAUCAGCGGGAAAAUCCCUUUACCAAACAUCGAAAAGAAAAUCAACAACAGCGAGAGGAGGACGAGCGGGCAAAAUUAUAGGGAAUCGUUGAUAAGCGGUCGAAUGUCGGACAGGAGGACCGCUUUCAUGGACAACAACAUCAACAGAUAUCAGGAGAUGUUGCAAUUCACCGACGACAAACUGUCCGAGGCCAUCCAUUCAAUGCCCUUCGCCAAAUACGACCAGUGGAUCAAGAAGUCCGAUAUUAAUCCGCUUUUGCUGGUCUUCAAAGACUUAUAA
Messenger RNA from Nicrophorus vespilloides, 456 nucleotides. RefSeq lists its product as uncharacterized. NCBI's taxonomy places the organism in Eukaryota, Metazoa, Arthropoda, Insecta, Coleoptera, Silphidae. The record is from RefSeq and is a predicted model, not a curated record. The transcript is spliced from 3 exons. The coding region runs from base 1 to 456 and encodes 151 amino acids.